This is a messenger RNA of Pediculus humanus corporis (human body louse), 609 nucleotides long. Its product is annotated as GTP-binding nuclear protein RAN1, putative. Gene Ontology annotation, molecular function: GTP binding; GTPase activity. Gene Ontology annotation, cellular component: Golgi apparatus. The record is from RefSeq and is a predicted model, not a curated record. The coding region runs from base 1 to 609 and encodes 202 amino acids. The transcript is spliced from 3 exons. NCBI's taxonomy places the organism in Eukaryota, Metazoa, Arthropoda, Insecta, Psocodea, Pediculidae. Gene Ontology annotation, biological process: protein localization to organelle; intracellular protein transport; Golgi to plasma membrane protein transport.
AUGUAUACGUUACUCCAUGGAUUAUAUAAAUACUUGGUUCAAAAAGAUGAAUAUUGCAUAUUAAUAUUGGGAUUGGAUAAUGCUGGAAAAACAACUUAUUUAGAGGUAGCCAAAACAAAAUUUACCAAAAAUUAUAAAGGAAUGAAUCCCAAUAAAAUAACAACUACUGUUGGCCUUAAUAUAGGUGAAAUUAUAACAGCUGGUGUUAAACUUAAUUUUUGGGAUUUGGGUGGCCAGGAAGAACUUCAAUCAUUAUGGGAUAAGUAUUAUGCUGAGUCGCAUGCUGUGAUUUACAUUGUAGAUUCAUCUGACAGAGAUAGAAUUCCUGAAUCGAAAGAAACUUUUGAUAAAAUGAUUUCAAGUGAAUCAUUAAAAGGAGUUCCUCUUUUAGUUCUUGCUAAUAAGCAAGACAUACCUGACUGUAUGGGAGUCAGAGAUGUAAAACCCAUAUUCAAUCAAAAUGCACAUUUAAUAGGAAGAAGAGAUUGUAUGGUUAUGCCUAUAUCAGCCUUAAAUGGAGAAGGAAUUGAUGAAGGAAUUCAUUGGAUAGUUGACUGUAUAAAACGAAACAGCACAAUCAGGCCACCGAAAAAUUUCGAUGAGACAUGA